UGAAAUAAAGAGAGAAAAGAGAGUCCCCUCACCGGACGUUAUAGUGUUGUCUGACAAUGAACCUUCUAGCCCUAGAAUGAAUGGUUUAACAAAAAUAGCAUUAAAAGAGACCAACACGGAGGCACUCAUGAAAAGCAGUCCAGAGGAGCGUGAGAGAAUGAUUAAACAACUAAAAGAAGAGUUACGGUUAGAAGAAGCAAAGCUCGUUUUAUUGAAAAAGUUACGGCAAAGUCAAAUCCAGAAGGAGACCACUACUCAGAAGCCUGCUGGUUCCUCUGGGAGUGCUGUGGCCACCCCUCCGCCCUUGGUGCGGGGACCGCAGAGCGUUCCUGCUGGCAAGCCGUCCCUCCAGACCUCUUCUACACGUAUACCAGGCACUGUUAUUCCUCCUCCCUUGGUCCGUGGAGGGCAGCAGACUUCUUCAAAACUGGGAACUCAGCAAAACACGCAGAUAGUAAUGCCACCUCUUGUCAGAGGAGCACAGCAAAUCCACAACAUCCGACAGCACUCCAGCACGGGGCCGCCUCCGCUGCUGCUGGCGCCGCGGGCAUCGGUCCCCAGCGUACAAAUUCAGGGGCAGCGAAUUAUCCAGCAGGGUCUGAUCCGCGUCGCCAACGUCCCCAACACCAGCCUGCUUGUCAAUAUCCCGCAGGCUUCCCCAACCUCAAUCAAAGGUACAACAGUGACGUCUGCUCAGGCUAAUGCUACUACGACCAGCGCUGCUUCCAUCGUCAACUCCAACGACUCACCGGCCAGCCGGCAAGCCGCCGCCAAGCUCGCCUUGCGGAAGCAGCUGGAGAAGACGCUGUUGGAGAUCCCUCCUCCCAAGCCGCCUGCGCCAGAGAUGAACUUCCUGCCAAGCGCAGCCAAUAACGAAUUUAUUUACUUAGUCGGGUUGGAAGAAGUUGUGCAGAAUUUGCUGGAAACUCAAGGUAAAGUUUCGGUUCCUGUGUCAUCUCGUGAGCCCUAUAUGUGUGCUCAGUGUAAGACUGACUUCACCUGCCGUUGGAGGGAGGAGAAGAACGGAACCAUUAUGUGCGAAACCUGCAUGACAUCAAAUCAGAAAAAGGCCUUGAAAGCUGAGCACACUAACCGACUGAAGGCUGCCUUCGUAAAAGCACUGCAGCAAGAGCAGGAGAUUGAGCAAAGGAUACUGCAGCAGACUGCGUCUCCCGUACAGACCAAGUCAGACCCUAUAGUGCAGCACCACUCGCUCAAGCAGACUUCUAGCCAGAUGUCUCGAGGUCCUCCUGGAGCUCCGCGAGGAGUGUUGCAUGCAUUUAGCCAGUCACCCAAGUUGCAGAAUGCAUCGUCUGCAGCAGCACUUGGGAGUAGGCCAGGUAAGCAUGCUGAGAGACCUGUCAGCAAGGGCAGCGCUGCCGCCUGGAAGAAGACUCCCAUCAAUACAG
This is a messenger RNA of Pelecanus crispus (Dalmatian pelican), 1409 nucleotides long. NCBI's taxonomy places the organism in Eukaryota, Metazoa, Chordata, Aves, Pelecaniformes, Pelecanidae. The record is from RefSeq and is a predicted model, not a curated record.